ACCAAACCAGCUUGAGAAAAUAUGUCACGACACAACUUAAAAUAGAACCAAAAGAGCAAACACUUAAACAAGACCUUGUUUUGUCCUCUCUUUUUUCCUACGAUCUUUAAGUUGUAUUCAAUGAAGAAGAGCUUAAAGAUGGGUUUCUUGAAGAUCUUCUUCAUCUCUUUAAUGGUUGCAUUAGCCAUGAAACGAUAUGAGAUCAACUUAGAUGAUCUCCAAAACCUCUUCUUCCACCAUAUGGAGAACAACCUUCAAACCAUAAGCCUUCUCUCGUUUCUUAUCGGUUUAGUGUGGAUCCUUUACAUGUUUACCCGACCUAAACCUGUUUACCUUGUUGACUUCUCUUGCUACCUUCCACCGUCACAUCUCAAGGUCAGUAUCCAAACUCUAAUGGGAUACGCGAGACGUGCAAGAGAAGCAGGCAUGUGUUGGAAGAACAAAGAGAGCGACUAUUUAAUUGACUUCCAAGCGAAGAUUCUUGAACGUUCCGGUCUUGGUCAAGAAACAUACAUACCAGAAGGCUUUCAGUGUUUUCCUCUUGAGCAAGGCUUGGGGGCUUCACGUAAAGAGACGGGAGAAGUAAUAUUCGGAGCUCUUGACAAUCUUUUUCGCAACACCGGUGUGAAGCCUGAUGAUAUAGGUAUCUUGGUGGUGAAUUCUAGCACGUUUAAUCCAACUCCAUCACUUGCUUCCAUGAUUGUGAACAAGUACAAACUUAGAGAUAACAUCAAGAGUUUGAAUCUUGGAGGUAUGGGUUGUAGUGCUGGAGUUAUAGCUGUUGAUGCAGCUAAGGGGUUACUACAAGUUCAUAGGAACACUUAUGCUAUUGUAGUAAGUACAGAGAACAUCACUCAGAACUUGUACUUGGGGAAAAACAAAUCAAUGCUAGUCACAAACUGCUUGUUCCGGCUUGGUGGUGCCGCGGUUCUGCUUUCCAACAGAUCUAAAGACCGUGCACGCGCGAAAUACCAGCUUGUUCACACGGUACGGAUCCAUACCGGAUCUGAUGAUAGGUCCUUCGAGUGUGCAACACAAGAAGAAGAUGAAGAUGGCAUAAUUGGAGUUACCUUGACAAAGAAUUUACCUAUGGUGGCUGCAAGGACUCUAAAGAUCAAUAUUGCAACUUUAGGUCCUCUUGUUCUUCCAUUGAAAGAGAAGCUUGCCUUCUUUAUUACUUUUAUCAAAAAGAAGUAUUUCAAGCCAGAGUUGAAGAACUAUACACCAGACUUUAGGCUUGCCUUUGAGCAUUUCUGUAUCCAUGCUGGUGGAAGAGCUCUAAUAGAUGAGCUAGAGAAGAAUCUUAAGCUUUCUCCAUUACACGUUGAGGCAUCAAGAAUGACACUACACAGGUUUGGUAAUACUUCUUCAAGCUCAAUUUGGUAUGAGUUAGCUUAUACAGAAGCUAAAGGAAGGAUGAAGGAAGGAGAUAGGAUUUGGCAGAUUGCUUUGGGGUCAGGUUUUAAGUGUAAUAGUUCAGUUUGGGUGGCUCUUCGAGAUGUUAAGCCUUCAGCAAACAGUCCAUGGGAAGAUUGUAUGGAUAGAUACCCGGUGGAGAUUGAUAUUUGAGUUUAUGGUUAAGCCCUUAUUGCUAGUAGUACACUAAACUAUCUUAUCUUGUUUAUUAUUAUUGAGAUUUUGUUAACUUAUGUUUGUUCUUUAAAGAGUUUUGUAUUGAAUGUAUGUUGCUGUCUCUGUUUGCUUUGUUUUGGUACUUAUUUAAAGUAAGAAAUGGUGGA
Messenger RNA from Capsella rubella, 1739 nucleotides. RefSeq names its product 3-ketoacyl-CoA synthase 8. Gene Ontology annotation, biological process: fatty acid biosynthetic process. The record is from RefSeq and is a predicted model, not a curated record. The coding region runs from base 121 to 1569 and encodes 482 amino acids. Lineage: Eukaryota; Viridiplantae; Streptophyta; Magnoliopsida; Brassicales; Brassicaceae. The transcript has a single exon. Gene Ontology annotation, molecular function: acyltransferase activity, transferring groups other than amino-acyl groups. Gene Ontology annotation, cellular component: membrane.